Messenger RNA from Tripterygium wilfordii, 1558 nucleotides. RefSeq lists its product as uncharacterized. Bases 526 to 1122 code for a protein of 198 amino acids. The record is from RefSeq and is a predicted model, not a curated record. The transcript is spliced from 3 exons. NCBI's taxonomy places the organism in Eukaryota, Viridiplantae, Streptophyta, Magnoliopsida, Celastrales, Celastraceae.
CGGAAAUACUGGGAGGCGUCCUUCCGUCUGAUCGCAGCGGCUUCAGUCUUACACGAUGAACUCACAGAUCACAGACGAUGACAGUGACGAGGACGACGACGAAGGCCGCUUCUUUAUGGGGAUCUCCAAGAAUCAGUUCAACAAUCCACCAAAAAUGUUCUAUUUCUGAAUCUUCAUCCAGCAACUAGAUCACAUCUGCGAGUACAUUGUUAUAGAAGGGGAAAGUUUUUGGGAAAGCGAGACUAUAUUGUUUUGGAGUGUAGCUGAAGUUCCUUUGUAAUUGUCUCAAAAGCAAUUGUUGACUUGCAUGGAUGAAUCGCACAGACUCGAUCAAAGUGGUAAUUCACGUUCAGAUUUUUCUGAUCACAGGCGUGGCUAUGUUCUUGUAAUUGGGGCUACCAAUAGGCCUGAUGCUGUUGACUCGGCACUAAGGAGACCUGGACUGUUUGAUCUUGAAAUUGUUUUAGGUGUUCUUGAUGGGAGUACGAGGGUUGAGAUUCUUUUGGCAAGCACUACCCUUGGAAUAUGGCAGAAACUGAUAACUCGAUCGAUGCUCGCAUCUACGGCUUCAUGGUUGAUGAACAAAAGACGAGGUUUCGGUGCAACUACUGUGCAAAGGAAGUGAGUAGCUUCAACCAUCUCCAGAGCCAUUUAGGAGGAGUGAGAGAAGACUUAAAACCUUGCAUGCAAGUUCCUGAAAACAUCAGGAAACUGAGAGAAGUGAUUCACUUGUUCCUGCUUCUGGUAGUGCAAGCAAAAGAAAUGAAGCGACAUCGUGGUCGCAAACGGAAGCUAGUAGAUGCAUUGGAAGAUUCAUUUACGAAACUGGAGUCGACUUUGAUGUUGUUAAUUCUCCUAGCUAGGAGAAUUAUCAAUGCUACAUUCAAAGAGGGUCAGGUGGAGUAUGACAUGCCAAAUCUCCAAGAACUGAGAGGUUCAAUGCUUGAUGAUGAGUUUGAAGAUAUGAAGGAUCACUUCAACAACAUAAAGGAUCUUGGGCAGGAUGUAACAUACUUGUCGAUGAUUGGGUCAAUGAGAAGUGUCAACACCUUGUUAAUUUUCUGGUGGAUUCUUGGGAGGGCACUGAUAUUUGGUCCUUGGUUGGCAAUACUGUUGCCCUGAACUUAUCGCUGGAUCUAGUGAUUGUGGCAGUUGGAGUAGGCAACGUAGUACAAGUCAUUGCUAAUUGGGCGACUUUUCGGACCAAGAGAUUCAACCUGGAUUAUAAUAGGAAGCACACAUCUGUGUUUUGGGCCUCACACUGCAUUGACCUCAUGUUGGAAAGGAUUUUGAUGACAAUAAGGCUACAUGUUCAUGGGACUGUCAAGAAUCAGAUCAGCAAUUCACCAAAAGUUUAUUUGUGGAUAUUUAUUGAUGUCACACAACCAGUAGUUCGAGAUUUAUUGUAAUUCUUGGAUUGAAAAUAUACUUGACCAUAGAUUACUUUGCAUGGAGACUUUGCUCUGACAUCCUUCCUAUCAGGUAGGCGUGUUCACGGUCGGUUUCAAUUUUUUUUUUUUACAUGAAUAUAAUGGACGAAACAGUAGGGUUUUUUCGA